Molecule: messenger RNA, 1095 nt
Organism: Corylus avellana
Lineage: Eukaryota; Viridiplantae; Streptophyta; Magnoliopsida; Fagales; Betulaceae
Source: RefSeq, a predicted model, not a curated record
AUGUUAUUGUUCGACACGGGGGAAGCAUAUAAAAAAUUUUCUAGUGAAGACAAUCUUGAAGACAACGUGAACCAAGUUAAACUCCAAGAGUUACCGUUAUUCAAUCUUCAGGAGCUGGCAAGUGCAACAAACAACUUCCAUCAAUCAAAUAAGCUUGGCCAGGGUGGAUUUGGUCCUGUAUACAGGGGAAAACUUUCAAAUCAACAAGAAAUUGCAGUAAAAAGACUUUCAAGAGCCUCUGGACAAGGGCAAGAAGAAUUUAUGAAUGAAGUGGUGGUCAUAUCUAAACUCCAGCACCGGAAUCUCGUUAAACUCCUUGGCUGCUGUGUUGAAGGGGAAGAAAAGAUGUUAGUUUAUGAAUACAUGCCAAACAAAAGUUUGGACACAUUUCUCUUUGAUUCAAUCAAACCGAAACUACUAGAUUGGAGAAGACACUUCAACAUUAUUGAGGGAAUCAGUCGAGGUCUGCUGUACCUUCAUAGGGAUUCCAGAUUAAGGAUUAUUCAUAGAGAUCUAAAAGCAAGUAAUAUCUUGUUGGACGAAGAGCUAAAUCCAAAAAUAUCAGAUUUUGGUUUGGCUAGGAUUUUUGGGGGCAAUGAAGAUCAGGCCAAUACUAAAAGGGUCGUUGGAACAUAUGGGUACAUGUCCCCUGAAUAUGCAAUGGAAGGGCGAUUUUCAGAGAAAUCAGAUGUCUUCAGCUUUGGAGUGUUGUUACUCGAGAUUGUUAGUGGAAGAAGAAAUUCUAGCUUUUAUGAUGAUGAGCAGGACAUGAGCCUUCUAAGAUUUGCAUGGAAAAUGUGGAAUGCAAACAACAUUGUGGCAUUAACAGACCCGAUGAUACGUGAACCCUGCUUUGAAAUGGAAAUUUUGAGAUGCAUACACGUCGGGCUACUGUGUGUGCAAGAAUUUGCUAAAGAUAGGCCAACUGUCUCCAUUGUUAUUUCCAUGCUUAAAAGUGAGACUCUUGAUCUGCCUCUUCCGAAGCAACCUGCAUUCACGGAAAGGCAAAUUGCCCUAGAUGCUGACUCCUCUCAACACAACUCAAGUAAAUGCUCCGUUAACAAUGUUACUGCUACAAUGGUUCAAGGCCGAUAG